Molecule: messenger RNA, 1333 nt
Organism: Aspergillus heteromorphus CBS 117.55
Lineage: Eukaryota; Fungi; Ascomycota; Eurotiomycetes; Eurotiales; Aspergillaceae
Product: S-adenosyl-L-methionine-dependent methyltransferase
Exons: 2
Coding region: 89-1060 (323 amino acids)
Molecular function (GO): trans-aconitate 2-methyltransferase activity
Source: RefSeq, a predicted model, not a curated record
CACUAAUCACUAUUCACAAUCUUUUUUAUUUAUUUAUCUUCCAUCUUCCAUCUUCCUUAUCUCUCUAUAUCCGAGUAGCAAUCCUGACAUGCACAAACCCCCCUCCAUCUCCAUCCGGCCCCUCAUCCAAACCAUUCAUCAAACGCCCAUCCACCCCAUCAACAUCAACAUCAACAUCAACACCAUCACAACCCCCAAACCAAGACUUUCCCACGCCACCCCAACCACCCCAACCAGAAACAUGUCCACCCAAACCUGGAACGCAACCCAAUACCUCAAAUUCGCCUCCGAACGCACCCUCCCCGCACGCGACCUACUCACCCGCGUCCUCUCCCUCCAAGAACAACAACAACAACACCACCACCACCACCACUCCCCCCUCCGCAUAACCGACCUCGGCUGCGGACCGGGCAACUCGACCGCCGUCCUCGCCGCCCAGUUCCCCCAAGCCCAAAUCACCGGACUCGAUUCCUCAGCUGCCAUGAUCCAACAGGCGCAGACCACCGGCACCCCACGGAUAACCUUCUCCCAAGCAGACAUAUCCACGUACACGCCGCCGCGCUCGUCACCGACGGAUCUCUUCUUCUCGAACGCCGUGCUGCACUGGCUGCCCCGCGCGGCGCGCAUCGAGACCAUCAGACGGCUGAUGGCCACGCAGCCGUCCGGGGGCAUGUUCGCGUUCCAGGUGCCGGAUAAUCUGGAGGAGAUGUCGCAUGUCAAGAUGCGGGAGGUGGCUGCGUUGGAGGGGCGGACGCCGAGGGAGAUUCAUGAGCGGCUGGUUGGGACGGGGGGUGAAGACGGGGUGGUGGAGAGGGUGGAGAUCUGGAGGACGGAGUAUUGGCAUUCGCUGCGGGAUCAUGCGGCGAUUGUGGAGUGGGUCAAGGGGUCGGGGCUGAGGCCGUUCUUGGAUGCGCUGGGGGAGGGGGAGGAUGGGGACAGGAUGAGGGAGGCGUUUUUGGAGGAGUAUGAGCGCAGGCUGAAAGAGGUGUAUCCGGUUCAGCGCGAUGGGAGGGUGUUGUUGGGGUAUCCGAGGUUGUUUGUUGUUGCUGUUAGGAGGUGACUUGCUACUUGUUGGUGUGGGCGGAAUUUCUGGAGUUGGGUGGUGAAGGGUUGGGUUUGGAUCAAGAUGGAUGUUUCUACUGUCUGAAUGGUUGAUUAUGGAUGCAUGUAGGGUGUUGGCCGAUUCAACAAAUCAUCUUGAAAGCGGGCGGACAAUGAAUAUGGAAGAAAUCCCACAGGCAACGCUCGAUUUGAAUUACAGAGAUGCCUUUCCUGAAUUAACACCGUUGCUAAUAACAAUCCUGCGCGCACGCCAGCCCAGGGCUACUAAUUU